GAAGAAGGACAAAAAGGAGAAGAAGGACAAGAAGCAGAAGAAAGAUACCAGUAAAGAAAAUGUGUCCUCAGCCUCAGAGUCAGGGGAUGAUUGGGUUGAAAAAGAAACAACUGACUCUGUCACAUCAUCAAAACCAGGUGAAGUUCAGGUAAUGCAACAGCAGCGUGACAGCUGGAUGCUGUGUCCGCCAGUUACGUCAAGCUCCCAGGAUCCUGUGCAUCUGGUAGAAGAAGAAGAAGAAGAAGAAGAAGGAGAUAAGGAAAGUAAAGAUGAUGGCAAAACAAAAGCUCUGUCUUGCAUGGAUCGGCCAGGACAGCAUGCUAAAGAACUGAAUCCAUACUGGAGAGGUGGAGGCACAGGUUUACCAUCUGAGAAGAAGAGUUCACAGGACACCCAUCACAUGGAAGGAAAUGGCGGACAUUCAUUUAGCAGCGCUUGGUUAAAGAGAGCUUAUAAAAGGGCCAAAGAUGAAGCUGAAGAGGAGGGUAAGAGUUUUGCUGAUAUUGUUGCUAAAAGAUAUGGGUCUGUACAGAAACUGGAAUCUAUGAUCCAAGAGGCCGAGAAGAGAGAAGAAAAGCGGAGAGGAGAGGAAUUCAGGCAGAGAGACAGAGAAAGAUACAGAGGCGAUUUACGGGAAGGUAGGGACCGUAGACGUCGCGACAGAGACAAAGAAUGGAGACGAAACAGAGACAGAAGCCCUGAGGACAGAUCUUCUCGGGACAAAGAAACAACUCACAGGUCUACAAGAGACGAAGAGGAAAGUAAAUGGAGAAGAAGACCAGAACAAGGGGAGAGAGGGGGAGAGCGACCAAGGGAUGACACAAAAAGAUUUGCUCGUCCUGGGGACUUCGCUGACGAUAACAGGUCGUCCUUCGUUGGUAAGUUUAAGCGUCCUGGUUCUUCGACAUCCACACCUCAGAAGUCUUCAACUUGGGACUUCGACUCGAAAGAAAACACAAAUAAGGAAAGGCACUCUUACGACAGACCAAUCUCCAGGCCCUCGGGCGGAUGGAGAAAGAAGACAGAGACUGGAACUGAGAAGAGAUCGCCCCCACCGGAAGUAAAGCGCACCGAGGAGAAAGAAUCAGUCUCGGAAGUGAAACCAGAAUCAGAAACGGACAACAGCUCGAGCUCUGAGGAAGAAGUCGAAGAGAAAAAACCUGUUGUGAUUCCUGCAAAGAAAAUCACUGAGAAGGAUUUGAAUGACAUCGGAGCAAAGAUUGUGAAGGCGGAAAUUAUGGGAAAUGAGGAUUUAGCAACUAAGUUGAAGGCGCAGCUGGAAGAAAUGAGGGAAAACAAGAAGCUCCAAGAAGCGCAAGUGGAAGAAAGUGGUACAGCAGAGGAGCAGAUGGUUUUAUUAACACGAACAGAUGCAUCAGGAAACGUAUGGCCGGUGGAAAUGACAGCUGAAGAAACCAGUGGAGGACGAAAGAAGCGUCGAAAGGUUGCCACGCAUGGUAAGGAAGGUAAAAGGGAGAGGUACUUCGCAGAUGAUGAUAAUUAUGACCUGAAAGAAAUGGUGAGAAGAGAGAAAACGAACUCUGGGCGAAAUGAUCCCAUGAUGGCAAAAAUGUUCAAGGCAAGCGCAAAAUUCUCAGAUGACUUCGACAUAGACGAUCAUUUUGUGUCAUCUGCUGCACAAGAGAGAUCUGCGGCCGAAAUGGAACAACGAGAAAAGCAGAGAGCAAUCAAAGAGCAUAGACAGUUGGCUGCUCAACUUGCACAAUGUCGCUUCUGUUUUGAGAACCCUGACAUCGCCAAACAUCUCAUCAUUGCUAUUGGACUCAAGGUUUAUCUGGCGCUUCCUUUGCACGAGUCUCUCACAGAAGGUCAUUGUCUUAUCAUCCCUAUGCAACACUGUUCUGCGGCUACCAUGCUGGACGAGGACGUUUGGAGUGAAAUUCAGAUUUACAAAAAAGGCCUCACCAAGAUGUUUGAAGAAAAGGAGGAGGACGUGGUUUUCUUAGAAACACACAAACAGUUACGGAAGCAGCAUCACAUGAUCAUCGAAUGCAUUCCCCUCCCUAAAGAAAUCGGAGAUAUGUCUCCCAUUUAUUUCAAGAAAGCCAUAUUAGAGUCAGACACAGAAUGGGCACAAAACGUGAAAUUGGUGGACACAAGGAAAAAAGGGCUGCGUGCGUCAGUUCCAAAGGGUCUCCCGUAUUUCAGCGUCGAGUUCGGACUGGAUGGGGGAUUUGCACACGUCAUUGAGGAUGAAACGCUGUUUCCUUUAUAUUUCGGCAAAGAAAUUAUUGGGGGUAUGCUCGACCUUGAGCCCCAAAGAUGGAGAAAUCCACGGCGUGAAAAUUUUGAGCAUCACAAAAGAAAAGUGCUGCAGUUUGCAGACUGGUGGAAACCUUAUGACUGGACACGAAAGAUAGAAAGAAAUUGAAAGAUGUCGCCAAGAAUGUUGGUUCAUAGCGGGGUUCAAGUGUACUUUCCAGAAUGACGUAGUCCCGUGAGUAGGAUAUGAGGGCAGUCGUAUCCGACCUUUUACCACAAAGCUUGGUGGUAGGAGCUAAAAGAUUUUUAGUGAAGUGUUUCCAGCCCAAAUCCAAAGUAAACACCACAGCCAGUUUUAGAGGAAUGUUUAUGAAGGAACCAGUAGAAACUCAAAGUGAAAACAAGUUGGCUGGCUAAAGCGCGGGAAAACGCCAUGCCUUGGUUUCAGAUUUGCACCUGAGUGGUGAAAAGGAUGGCGCGAGUUUCUUAAACCAAUCACAGACCACUGCAACAGACAAGGCGCUCUUUAAAUGCGCCAAGUUAACAGUGCGCAGUGGAUUACGAAACAUGACAGCAUAGGGGAACGUGACUCGGACACUUUAAAAAUUAAACCAGGACAGGAAGAGUUACUUUAUUUAUUGCCCAGUACAUCGACUCUUAUCGUAAAAAAAUGAAUCUCCCGAAGUGGAAUUGUAAUCAGAGUCCAAACAACGUGAAAUAGACAUUUUUUUAAACUCAAUAGAGAUAAUAAAACGCUUAACAGUAUUGAAAUUGGCUGUUUAGUUUCCUGCAUAAAAAAAUGUAACAUGAAGCGAUGAUCUCAAUCCUAUUUCUACUCCGCUGGCUGAGGGCAACGCAGCCUCAGCGAUUGAAGUUUUCAUGUAUCGUUCAUUAUUUGCUUAUCGGUUUUAAAUCUUUUCGAUUAUAUAAAACUUGACGUAUUUUUCCCGUUACAGAAGUUAAUUACAUUGUAAAGUAACGAAAGGAGAGAAAAUUUUAGAGCGAGAAUGUUAAAGACAGCGAAUCGACAAACACAUGAAGUUCAUUGA
Stylophora pistillata is the source of this 3272-nucleotide messenger RNA. Its product is annotated as pre-mRNA splicing factor CWF19L2. The record is from RefSeq and is a predicted model, not a curated record. Gene Ontology annotation, biological process: mRNA splicing, via spliceosome. NCBI's taxonomy places the organism in Eukaryota, Metazoa, Cnidaria, Anthozoa, Scleractinia, Pocilloporidae. Gene Ontology annotation, cellular component: post-mRNA release spliceosomal complex.